Molecule: messenger RNA, 2059 nt
Organism: Puntigrus tetrazona (Sumatra barb)
Lineage: Eukaryota; Metazoa; Chordata; Actinopteri; Cypriniformes; Cyprinidae
Gene: socs9
Product: suppressor of cytokine signaling 9
Exons: 2
Coding region: 291-1658 (455 amino acids)
Biological process (GO): intracellular signal transduction; phosphatidylinositol phosphate biosynthetic process
Cellular component (GO): phosphatidylinositol 3-kinase complex
Molecular function (GO): 1-phosphatidylinositol-3-kinase regulator activity
Source: RefSeq, a predicted model, not a curated record
GCCUGAGCAGGAAGUGAGGUCACCGCUACGGUAGCGGUAGGGCUGAGCGAGUUAGCGCGAGUUAAAGCGACUUUAUCGAUUAAAGUUUACCGAUUGAAGUGGUUUAAUCCAGCACGGAUCGUGAGGUAAAGUGUCGUGUGAACUCCGGAGCGGCGCGGGGUUUUCAGACGCCUUUCUUCGCGACACAGACCGAGAGCGCGGCCCGGAUGGAUUCGGCUGCUGAUUCGUCACGCCCGGCGUGUGCGCAGUGACUCCGGUCUGAAGCGAUCACACUCGGCACCGCGGCGGUCAUGUCCCUGCCCGAGGAAGCGGGGGAUCGCGGGAAGGAGCGCGAGCGGGGAGCCCGGCCCAAAGUGCGCCAGAGCCGCUCCGAGGAGAGACGAGACGGGGCCAGGCCCAAGGGCUCCAGGGGCAAGAAGAAGAGCCAGCCCUCGAACACCCUGAGCUCGGAGCGGCCCGUGAGCGACGGCUUCGAGUACGGAGACCUCCUGAACACCUCCAGCGAGUCCCUGCUGUCCGAGCGCGUGUCCGCCGAGGACGCGGAGAGCAAGGCGUCCGGCGGCGGCAGCAGGACGCUCCGGCAGAAGAUCCAAGACGCCGUCGGCCAGUGCUUCCCCAUCAAGACCCACAGCCAGGUCCUGUCCCCGUCGCCGUCCUCCCGCCGCAAGAUCCACCUCAGCGAGCUGAUGCUGGACAGCUGUCCGUUCCCCGCCGGCUCGGACCUGGCGCAGAAGUGGUACCUCAUCAAACAGCACACGGCUCCCAUCUCCCAAGCUCCGGUCCUGGAGUCGGGAGCGGCGCCGGUCUGCAGCGCCGUCGAGGACGAGGAGGACCGCCUGCGAGAGAGACGGAGGAUCAGCAUCGAGCAGGGAGUCGAGCCGCCGCCCAACGCCCAGAUACACACCUUCGAGGUGACGGCGCAGAUCAACCCGCUCUACAAACUCGGACCCAAGCUGGCUCACGGAAUGAACGAGUUAUCCGGAGACGAGCGGGCCACGCUGCUCCUGCAGAGGUGCCUGGACACGCUGGACGAGGUCGUCGCGUCGGCGUCCGACUUCGACUUGUGCGCGGCGUCCCCGACUCUGCUUCGCCCGGAGAGUCCGAAAGCGCAGGACGGCCUCCAUCAUCGCAUCCACACGCAGAUCGACUACAUCCACUGCCUGGUGCCCGAUCUGCUGCGCAUCACCAACCUGCCGUGCUACUGGGGCGUGAUGGACCGCUACGAGGCCGAGACGCUGCUGGAGGGCAAGCCCGAGGGCACCUUCCUGCUGCGCGACUCGGCCCAAGAGGACUACCUGUUCUCGGUCAGCUUCCGCCGCUACGGCCGCUCCCUGCACGCGCGCAUCGAGCAGUGGAACCACAACUUCAGCUUCGACGUGCACGACCCCAGCGUGUUCCACGCGCCCACCGUCACCGGCCUGCUGGAGCACUACAAGGACCCCAACUCCUGCAUGUUCUUCGAGCCGCUGCUGUCCAGCCCCGUGCACCGCUCGCAGCCCUUCAGCCUGCAGCGCAUCUGCCGCGCCGUCAUCAGCAGCACCACCACGUACGACGGCAUCGGCGCCUUCCCGCUGCCCAGCGCUCUGAAGGAGCACCUGAAGGAGUACCACUACAAGCAGCGCGUGCGCAUCCGCCGGCUGGACACCUGGUGGGAGUGACCGAGAUACAGCCGUUUGCUUACUUCAUAGAAAAUCAUUCAGACACCAGAUACGUAUGUUUCCUCUAGUGGGUGCGAGUGAGGACGGCUGUGAGUCAUAAGCAGUCAUGAGAGCACCUCUGUGUUUAUAAGAACAGAUAACAGUACAGAGUCAAAAUUGUUUAUUAUUUUUUUUUAAUCAUUUGGAUAUUAAAGAUCACGUUCCUUAAAGAUAUCUAUUACCGCAAAAUAUAUCAAAACGUAUUAGUAAUAUUCAUUGCUAAGGACUUCAUUUGAGCAAUUUUAAAGUAGAUUUUAUCAAUAUUUAGAUUUUUUUUUUACUCCCUCAGAUUCCAGAUUCUCAAAUAGUUCUAUCUCAGUCAAAUAUUGUCUGAUCAUAAUAGAAAUCCCAAUGAUAAGAUA